AUGAAGGCCUUUUCCGCAAUCUUCGCCUGCCUCGCCGCGGCGCUAGCCGUUUCCGCGGAGAGCGUAUCCGACCUCCACGUCGAGACCGACGCCAGCAGCGUCAUCCAGCUCACGGACUCCAACUUCGAAAAGUUGACGCAGGCAACCACCGGAUCCACCACAGGUGCGUUCUCGUCUGGCAACCGCUCACACACAGCAGGUCCGUGGUUCGUGAAGUUCUACGCCCCCUGGUGCUCGCACUGCCGCCACAUGGCCCCGGCGUGGGAGCGCCUGGCUAGGGAGCUCAAGGGCGUCGUUAACGUCGCCGACUUGGACGCCACCCGCAGCCCCAACGUUGCCAAGCGGUUCGGCAUCAAGGGAUACCCUACCCUGAUCUUCAUUGACAAGGGGCGCAUGUACGUCUACAAGGGAGGCGAACGCACCACCGAGCGUCUGGCUGCUUUCGCCACCUCUGAGUACCAGAAGACCAUCUCCACCGCCGUUCCGGCACCCCUGACGUACCUCGGCGUGCUCGUGGACUUCAUGAUCACCGGCGUACAGGAGGCCCAGCGCAUCUAUGACGUCGCCUUCAGAGGAUUCUUCGUCGUUAGCAGCUUCUCCCUGCUCCUGGGACUGGUUAUCGGUAUGAUCUGCUGCGUCAUCCUCCUCAGCAAGCCGGCCACGCCCGCCACCGUCGGAAAGCCCACCAAGAUCAGCGCCCGCAAACAGGACUAA
Molecule: messenger RNA, 714 nt
Organism: Babesia ovata
Lineage: Eukaryota; Apicomplexa; Aconoidasida; Piroplasmida; Babesiidae
Product: disulfide-isomerase domain-containing protein
Exons: 1
Coding region: 1-714 (237 amino acids)
Biological process (GO): response to endoplasmic reticulum stress
Cellular component (GO): endoplasmic reticulum lumen
Molecular function (GO): protein disulfide isomerase activity; protein-disulfide reductase activity
Source: RefSeq, a predicted model, not a curated record